CAAAGCAAACCCGGCCCCCUCUCUCCCCUGCAGUGUACCACUGGGCGGAGAUGCGGACCAAGAUGAGCAUCAUGGGUUUCCACGCUGAGGCCAUCAAGCCUCUGAAUGAGGAGGCGGCCGCUGAGCUGGGCGCAAACCUGCUGGGCGAGGCCAUCAUCUUCGCCUGUGCUGGCAGCUGUCUGCUGCUGGAAUUCUGGCGCCAGCAGUCAUUAAAACACCGCAAGGAAGUGGAGCGCACAGCCUCGCUGCAGUCGCUAAGGGCAGACAUGGACCGCCUGGAGCAGGCACUGGACGAGCUGCAGGUUCAGGCGGCACUGUCCACCAGCGCGCUGGACGAGCUGCGGGCGGAGUUUCGGACUGAGCUGCAGGAGCUCAGAACCCAUAUAUCUGCUAGGAGCCCGAGCCCGAGCCCAAACCCCAACACCCCCCAAUGCUCCUGAGGAAGAGAGGCCACAGGACUCUGGCCUUGGACCUGGACUGCUGUCUGGGCUUGUCUCGUGACUGGCCUCUCAGCAUCGGCCCAUCCCGAACUGGGCCAGCUGACAUACCCUGGUCUCCGGGGACAAAUCCUAGGCUGGGAGUGUUCCUUUCCACGGGGUCUCUCACCCCCUAGUGACACAUGCCAGGGACCCUAGUGACACAUGCCAGGGACUCAUCUCCCCAACCCCAAACCAUCAGCGCCUGAGUGUCCUACUUGGAAAGGAAGGGAACAGCGUGUUGGGGAGCCACCUAAGAACCCUUUACACGGGAACACCCCCUGCCUUGGUGUCCCGACCCCCGUCUCCGUCCAUCUACCUCACUUCUUAGGGAGAGGCUCCCGGGCGGGUGUCUACCCUGCCCUGCGAUGCUAAGUCGUUUGGGCUUUGCCUUUCCUCGAUUGAACCCUCUGUAGUCGUAGCGCUCCCCACUCGCUGGCUGGGAGCAGCGUCCUCAGGUCUUGGUUAGACAAGAACGAGUUCUUCUGCCUGCCUCAGUUCCAUGCCUGUCUCCAUUCGACCCCUUGGUUUCCUGCCCCCCCACCCCCUCAUGCCUGCCCUUUUACUGGCCUUUCGUAAGGAACCACCUGCACUCUUUAACAUGUGGGCCACUGGCACAGCUCCAUCUGCAAGCACCCCCACUUCUGUUUCAUAGCGUUCUCAGGGACCGCCCUCCCUCCCAGCCUUUGGACUUCUAGGUCAAAAGGCCACUUGAGGAGGAAUGGCCUCUCCUCUGUCCAUUCUGGAACAUUCCAGAAGACCAAUCCCCCUCCUAACCCACCGGUCCAACCCACCGGGCCAUGAAGCCCAGGAGCUGUAGUUCAUUUUUUAAGACUUUAAAUGUUUUAUAAUUAAAGGAGCCUUAAUGUUAAAGAGUGUAUCUCAAACCGUCUUGUACUGAGUGGGCAAAAGUGUCCUUCCUCCCGGUGAGCGAAGAACCGUGGGAGGGGAUGUCUAGGGGUGAGGGGGCAUGCAUCUUCCGAGACUUUCCCGGUGAAGACACCAAUCCAGGGUUAGCAUGUAAGACCUAAGGGCCACACAGCUCCCCCAACCCACCGCAGAAUGAAGGAAGCAGGCUAGACCACAGACCACCGAGGGGAGGGUGGGGCAGUGCUGGCCAGAACCAGACACAGAAAGCACAGGGCAGUGGAAUUCUUGCAAGGGUCCCCACAGCCGCACCUUCUCCCAAAUCACUUCAGAAACCUUCGCAUUUAUAAAAACCGCACAUUUACUCAGCGAGGGCCCGUGUCCAAGAAGCUAAGGUGUGGAAGUCGGAGGACCUGUAUUCUCCUCUUCUCCCCCUCACUUCAUCUUCCUGGAGGGUAAAAAUGGUCUGGACCCGAAAUCCUAACCCAAAUUAAAAAAAAAACAAAAA
Molecule: messenger RNA, 1851 nt
Organism: Meriones unguiculatus (Mongolian gerbil)
Lineage: Eukaryota; Metazoa; Chordata; Mammalia; Rodentia; Muridae
Product: outer mitochondrial membrane lipid metabolism regulator OPA3
Exons: 1
Coding region: 51-440 (129 amino acids)
Biological process (GO): regulation of lipid metabolic process
Cellular component (GO): mitochondrion
Source: RefSeq, a predicted model, not a curated record